UUUCUUUCCGCGGAGCCUGCGCGCAGUGUUGUUCCGAUCCGCGGUGGGAUUAAACACACAACGGCGGGGACGAUGUUUCGCAGGAGCCCGAGCGUGUGCGUGACCCUGUGCUUGUGGAUUACGGCGUUAACGAGCCCCGGGAGCGCGUCCGCGAGGAAGCAGGACGACUCUUUCUUCACCGGCAGCGUUUAUCGUGCGAGAUGCGCCUCGAGAUGCCUCAGCCUGCACAUCACUCGCAUCUCCGCGUUCUUCAAGAACUCCCAGAAUAACGGAUCCUUGGUCUGGUGCCAGAAUCACAAACAGUGCUCCAAGUGCCUGGAGCCCUGCAAGGAAUCCUGGGACCUGAAGGAAAACCAGUGCCAAGAUUUAUGCGAGCCCCUCUUUCCCAAGAAGCACUACGAGUGUCUUACGAGCUGCGAAUUCUUAAAGUCCAUAGAGGGAGUGAAGCAAGGCGACUGCCCUGCCCCGGAGAAGGCCAGCGGCUUUGCAGCAGCCUGCGUGGAGAGCUGCGAGGAGGACGCAGAGUGCUCGGCUGUCAAAAAGUGCUGCUCCAACGGCUGCGGCCACACUUGCCAGCUGCCCAAGAACCUCUACAAAGGAGUCCCUCUGAAGCCAAGGAAAGAGCUGGUGUUCCUGGAGCAGCCGUCAGGUCAGCUUGAGAUCCGCUGGUCCUCCAAGUUCAACAUCUCCGUGGAGCCAGCCCUGUACGUGGUGCAGCGCCGCUGGAACUACGGCAUCCAUCCCAGCGAGGAUGACGCCACGGAGUGGCAGACAGUGGCGCAGACUGCAGAGGAGCGCAUCCAACUGGCUGACAUCAGAGCCAGCAGAUGGUACCAGUUCAGAGUUGCCGCAGUCAAUGUCCAUGGGACCCGUGGCUUCACUGCGCCCAGCAAACACUUCCGCUCUUCCAGAGAUCCAUCCGCCCCUCCCAGGCCGACCAGUCUGCGUGUCACCAACGUGACGCUGGGCGACGAGGGCCUAGUGACGGCUCGUCUCAACUGGACCCUGCCGGAGGAGCCCGAUAUUCCGAUCCACCACUACAAAGUGUUCUGGAGCUGGACCGUGCCCACCAAGUCCAUGGUGCCGUCCAAGAAGAAAAGGAGAAAGACCACCAAUGGGGCCCAGAGCUGGGUGGAUCUGGAGGGACUGCAACAAAACAGCAGUUACACUGUGGAGCUGCAGGCUGUCACAUACUGGGGGCAGGUGCGCCUGAAGAGCUCCAAGGCCUCCCUCCACUUCAGUACCACCCAGAAUAAUGAAUCAGCGAAAUCACUGCUGAAGACAAAGAAGGAGGAGAUAUCCCCUCUUGGCUCGACCCUAUCCAAACGUCCUUCUGGCCCUCUAGAGGUAGGCACACCCUUCUACCAGGAUGGCCAGCUGCAGGUCCGUGUCUACUGGAAGAACCGAGGAGACCCCACUAUGAGUCGCUACCACGUCCAGUGGAUGCCGGAGUACUGCAGCCACAAUGAGACCAGGGGACCGGAGAAAUCCGUCACGCAGGAGAACUACAUCAACCUCCCGGGUCUGCUGUUCUCCUGCAAGUACAAAGUCACCGUUCACAUGCUGAAGUCCAAGAGACGCUCCAAGGACGAGAGCACCACCUUCCUCACCCCGUCCUGCGCCACCAUCCAGAGCAAGACUCACAAACACAUCCCCUGCCCCGGGGAGGGAGCUUCGGGGCUUCCAAAAGUUUUGGCUAAGCCAGAGAACCUGACGGCUUCGUUUUCCAUCAAUGACGGAAACAUCACCGGCAACUUCCUGUGGCGUGUGUCUAGGAUGGCUCCCCAUCUGAGAAUCACUGGUUUCCAGGUCACCUGGGCUGAGAUCACCACUGAAAGCCGGCAAAACAGCCUGCCCAAUAGCAUAAUCUCCCAGUCCCAGAUCCUGCCUCCGGAUCAUAACUUGCUCGUAGUGUCCAACCUGCGGCCAUCCACUUACUACAGACUGGAGGUGCAGGUCAUAACAACUGGAGGUGAAGGUCCUGCCACCGUCAAGACCUUCCAGACCCCCAACAUUUUACCAGUCAUACUACACCGACCCAGACUCCGGCAGCACCACUCUCAUCACCAGAAGCCGUCAGUAGAGAGACACUGAGUUUGCGAGGCGAGGCAAACCCAAUGGGGAGAAGUACCAGUGGCUCUCUGUUCCUGUCUGUCAGGGAAGGAAUGUUUGGAACCAAACAGAAACUCAGUGCACCAGACCAUGAACUGACCCCCUCCUUGCUCAUGAAAUAUGGGUCUAUCUCCUCCAGGCUCCACAACACGCCAGCUAUUCCUUCGUAACCCUUCUCUCUCUCCCUCUCUCUCUCUGUCUCUCUCUCUCUCUCUCCCUCUAUCUCCCUCUCUCUCUCUCUCUCUCUCCUGCUCUCCUGACUCUCAUGUCACCAGACAGGCUUGCCUGUACAGUGAAAUUUACAAUGCAAGGUUUUCAUAUCGUGCGCUGGUUAGUGCGCAGCUCCCCAACUCAUCCCAGGCUCGUAAGGAAGUUAGGAAAUUCCAGGAACCCACAAAUUUGCUGUGAUCCAGCUGUCACUGUGCACAACUAAAAGACCACUGAUUGGAUUUGGUUAAUACACGGUUGAAAGAAGCAGAAAUACUUUGGGAAUUGAUUGAAGACGGUUGAACGCGGUUGGUAGGGUAUAUCCGAACCGUAAAACAAGUGUUUAUUCACGAAGAGAGGAAAAGUAGAAAUUCAUCUAUUUAUUUUGAGUUACCCUUUAAAGAGGCGCUUAGGCAUACAGUCAGUACUGAUGGAUAAUGUAACUAAAGUCAUUGUUGUCUAACCCAAAAUAUUUCACGUAGUAUGUUGCAUGUAGUACAUUUGAUUUUAGAACUGUAAAUGAAUUACUUGCUUCAAAUUGAAAGCUCGUAAUGGUUUUGCAUGGCAGCCGUUAGCAUUCUGUUGGCAUGAAAUAACGUCUGUGUUACCUCUUUUCGAUAUGUUAGCAAUAUUUCAUUAACAGAUUAACAAAGAAUUAUAUUGGAAGUAAUAUGUAAUGUUUAUUAAUGAAAUUAUAACUUGUGUGGAAAUGAUGAAUUGUACAUGUUCUUGGCUGUAGAAAUAUUUGUCGUGGAACAGUCAGUGAAUGUCUAUAUUUAUUUAUGUGUGUAUUACAAAGUUUGGUUUGGAUGUGUGUGAAUGUGUAUGUUUCUGUGCGUUUUAGUCUCCCAAUUUUUUGAACCGGCAAAAAAUCUUGUAAAGACAUUUUGUAAAAAUGGAAUUGUAAAUACAGUCUUAUGUUACAUGUUAUUUUUCCAUGGUAGAAACUGUACAAAACUGCUAAGUAAUAAAAUAAUCCUUAACCUGUG
Mugil cephalus (flathead mullet) is the source of this 3308-nucleotide messenger RNA. It is a transcript of the gene anos1, whose product is annotated as anosmin-1. The coding region runs from base 73 to 2094 and encodes 673 amino acids. Gene Ontology annotation, cellular component: extracellular region; cell surface. The record is from RefSeq and is a predicted model, not a curated record. Gene Ontology annotation, molecular function: protein binding; peptidase inhibitor activity. The transcript is spliced from 14 exons. NCBI's taxonomy places the organism in Eukaryota, Metazoa, Chordata, Actinopteri, Mugiliformes, Mugilidae. Gene Ontology annotation, biological process: neuron differentiation.